Molecule: messenger RNA, 492 nt
Organism: Saccharomyces mikatae IFO 1815
Lineage: Eukaryota; Fungi; Ascomycota; Saccharomycetes; Saccharomycetales; Saccharomycetaceae
Gene: NFG1
Product: Nfg1p
Exons: 1
Coding region: 1-492 (163 amino acids)
Source: RefSeq, a predicted model, not a curated record
AUGAAAAUCGGUCAAUUCAGUACACUAGCUUUCAUCCCAAUUGCGCUAUUACACCUGCUCAUUGUCCAAGCUCAACUUCUUACAGAUCCAAAUGCUCAGAACCUAAAUACUGCCCUAGGGCAAAAAGUGCAAUACACAUUUCUUGACGCUGGAAGUUCCAACGAUCAAGUACUUCAUCUUCCAAGCACAACUUCCUCCAGUAUCAUUACUAAUUCAUUUGCUGCUGCUGCUAAUUUAACCGGAUUUUCUUCAUCGUCGUCUCUACCAAAAGUGACGUCGACUGUCACAUCGUCAUCUAUAGACUACCAAUCCCUAAAUUCAACUGUAGUAACCCAAUUUACGUCACUCCCCUCAUCAGCGGCAAACCAAACAACAAGCUCUCAUAAAACUAAUACUAUAGGUUCAAGCACAAGUACGGGUGGUGCAGGUUCGAUCAAGCCAUGUUUUUACUUUGUUUUAAUGUUGGAAACGAUCACAUAUCUGAUUGCUUGA